AUGGGUUCAUUCACUCUACCCUCUACGGAUGGUCGCAUUGUUUCUGUACUUGGUGGAGGAGUCCUCGGACGCCGUAUUGCCUGCGGCUGGGCUGCAAGCGGAUACGAUGUUGUUAUUCGCGAUCCAAGUCGUGAACAGAGGGUAGCAGCUUUGGAAUACUGCAACACCAGUAUGCCAGAAUACUCAGAUUCUAAAGUCAGAGGAUCUAUAAAAGCCGUUGAAGACCUUCCUGGGGCUGUUGAAAAAGCCUGGUUGGUCAUCGAAGCAGUACCAGAGCAGCUCCCUAUCAAGAUUGCGACAUUUGCCGAUCUCGAACGGCUGACACCGGAGGACGCCAUUCUUUGCAGCAAUUCAUCAUCCUACAAAUCUAGAGAGAUGGUUGGAGAUCUUAGGCCCGAAACAAAGCGACGUGUCCUAAAUAUGCACUACUACAUCCCUCCGGAGUAUCGUGUCGUCGAACUCAUGACAGAUGGGGAGACGGAUGAGAGUAUCUUCCCGUUUCUGUAUAUGAAACUUGAGGAGAUAAAAUUCCACCCCUAUGUAGCUCGCAAAGAGUCGACUGGCUUCAUCUACAACCGUCUUUGGGCCGCCAUCAAGAGAGAAGUUUUGAAUAUUCUUGCUGAGGGGGUUUCCACCCCCGAGGAGAUCGAACGUCUCUGGAAGGAGAUGUGGUAUGCCAAAGAGAUGGGACCUGUGACUAUGAUGGAUGCAGUCGGUCUUGACACUGUGUCUUUUAUCGAACAGCACUAUAUCUCAGAGCGAGGUUUGCCAAAUACUCCUGUUGAGUUUCUUCAAAAAUACAUCGAUGAGGGCAAGCUUGGUGCAAAGUCGGAUAAGGGUGGAUUGUUACCUUGA
Molecule: messenger RNA, 855 nt
Organism: Fusarium graminearum PH-1
Lineage: Eukaryota; Fungi; Ascomycota; Sordariomycetes; Hypocreales; Nectriaceae
Exons: 1
Coding region: 1-855 (284 amino acids)
Biological process (GO): fatty acid metabolic process
Molecular function (GO): oxidoreductase activity, acting on the CH-OH group of donors, NAD or NADP as acceptor; NAD+ binding
Source: RefSeq, a predicted model, not a curated record